Molecule: messenger RNA, 4030 nt
Organism: Tilletiopsis washingtonensis
Lineage: Eukaryota; Fungi; Basidiomycota; Exobasidiomycetes; Entylomatales
Exons: 2
Coding region: 221-3928 (1235 amino acids)
Source: RefSeq, a predicted model, not a curated record
GCAUUCUCGCAUCUCGCACCCUCGCGCCUUCCGACGAUCCUCGCUCGGCCACCUUCUCGCCCUCCUCGCCGUUCCAGACAAACCACGCACCACGUCGCUCGCACUCGAGCAGCUGCCACCCGACCCGACUCGCUCUCUCAAUCCCACGCAGCACGUCCAUCUGCUGCACACCAUCCGGCCGCUUCUGGCCUCGGCGCUCCUCCGCGCCCUCUCCGUCAGCAUGCCUCACGCCAGCGACGACUACCUCUCGCGCGGCGGCGGCAGCGGCAGUGGCCUCGGGUCGUCGCCGCACAGCCGCAUCCCCGUGCGGCCACCACUGCGGCGCAUGCCUGCCUCGCGGCCCAGCGCGGCGCCCGACUGCGCCUUUACGUCGCCCGUGGCGCCGCACCGCAGCGCCCGCAUGGUCUCGUCGCCCGCGUACAGCCCGCUCCCGGCACCCAGCUCCGAGCGUGCGGUGCUCUCGCCGCGCACGCCGACGGCCAGCCGCAUGCCGCGCUCGCCGCGCCUCACCACCACGCCGGCAGCGCGGCUUGAGUCGCCCAGCUCGGCGCUGCUCGUGCCCGCUAGUCCGGCGGCGACCUUCUCGCCGCUGCAUACCUCUAGCAAGAGCACGCCGCUGGCUCUACGCCGUCCGCCAGGGACCCUGCGACCUGGCCCACCAUCACCGGCGCUCUCGGCCGCGUCGCGCGACUCGUCGCGAUCGGGCCGCAGCAGUCGUGCCGCCUCGCCGCUGCCGCAGCCAGUGGCAGCGUCGGCCAGCGGCGAGACGGCGCCUUCUCGUGUAACCUCACGGAUCCCUGCGACGCCUCGCGCAAGCAAUGCACUGCGCCCGCGCGACGGCAACGUGCCCGUGCGUCGCCUGUCGCCGUCGGCACCUCCGCUCAAGGCCGCGCAGAGCCCGGCCAUGGUCAGUAGUGCAUCGCAGACCACGCCGAUCCGCAGUCGCCUGCCCGUCUCGCCGUCGCGACGAGUACCGGCACCGCUCUUCAUUCCCUCGCCCGAGAUCGUGCAGCUCGAGCGGCCGCCUCUCGUACGACGGCCGCGCGCAAGUGCCGAGGCUGCACCGACGCCCAGUCCCGAGCAACAGCCGUGGCCAGCUCGCGUCAGUGCCGACACCAGCGCAUCAUCGCUGCAGUGGAAGGCACUGCCGGAAGAGCCAAAGGAAGAGUCGCUCGCUCCGCUGCUCGAGACAGCGCAGCACACCGAUGCUCUUCUGCGGUCGCGCCGCAUGCGCACCACGAGCGAGGGCGUGCCUCACGGAGGCUCGCUGCGCGGCAGUGCGACAUUCUCGCCCGCUCGAUCUGGUCGCCGUCUCGCCAAGCUGCGAGGACUUCCUAUGUUCUCCCACACGCGUCAAGCCUCAGGCAGCGCCUCGGCAAAUGACUCUAGCGUACCUUCGCCGACGUCGGCCGUCUUCCCGGAGUUCAUGUCUAGCGACGGAAAGUCGAGCAGCAGCGUCAUCUCCUCGUUCAUGGAGUCGAUGCUGCACCACGCUCAUAGUGCCACAUCGCGCUCGCGGAAGCGCGCCUCUCACGGCGAUGAUGCGUUCCUCGGCGCCAGCCCUGGACGCAGACGAGGUGCAGCUGGUCGCACGCUGUCCGGCAGUCAUCAGCCAUUCGUGGGCUCGGCAGGCAGCGUCACGAAGCAGCUGAUCAGCGCGCCGAUGCCGAUUGCCGAGGGUGUGUCGUUUGCCAUGCAUCCUGCGCAGGUCGAGGCGAAGCUCGCGGCGGCGCCGCAGCUGCGAGGAUCGCCAUCUCUGCCGGAGCUUCGCACUGUUGCGCCAGUCGCACGCAUCGCCACUUCGGCCUCUGCCACGAAGCUCGACGAGAUCGACUCGACGGCUCGGGGCUCGCCGUCUGCCGGCUUCGCAGCUGACGAUCCGCGCAAUCUCUGGCUAUCGAAUGCACCGCACACACCGAGCCACUAUGUGACACCUGCGUGGCUGUCGAAUGCACCGCACACACGGAGCACCUGGGCGACACCUGCACGGCCAGUUGCUCGCAUCAGAAGUGCGCCCGAGCCUGGCGACGUCUCUGCUCCGUCAACACCUACCUCUCCCGCGACAAGUAUCGCAACAGCGCCGACGCUCUCGCCCGCGGCGUCUCGGCGAGGGAGCGCAAGCACGGCGUCACUGUCGCCGGUGACACCUGCACGCUACCCGCGCUACUGUCCAGCGGCCGCUCUGACCAAGCAAGGCCUUUCGUCACUCGAGGCAGAGCUAGAGAUUGACUCAAGUCUGACGCCAAAGCUUCGUCGUCCGGCGCAAUUCUCCCUCUCGGCGUACCGCGGCAGUCCGCGAGCGCCGGGCAAAGGCUUUCCGCUCGAUGUCGCCUCGCAUGACGGCAGCAUCAGCUUCGAUGAGACGUGCACCAGCAUCAGCUCGGAGUGUCCCAGCCUGAUCGACUCCGAGGCUGAGUCUCUCGACCCAGCCUCCGCGUCCGCCUCGAGAGACACCUCGACGUCUCUUCUGACCGCGACGCAAUCGCCGAACCCAGAGGCGCAGGUCCACGCGUGCAUCCUGGACGGCAUCUCUGUUCUGUCUGAGUCGCCCGAGGCCAUCGGCGCAUCGCGCAAGACUGGCGGCAGCAAGUACUGCUUCGAGGUGCUCAAUGCCGAAAGUGCUUCGGCAGAGGCUUCGGACGUCAUCGUCGCGGACGCACAAGACGCGCGCAGCCCUGCCCUCUAUGAGCUCUCAUCAGUGGAAGGUAGCGACGCCGAGAGCGAUGCGAGUGACGACGAGAGCGUUCGCGACAGCGUCUAUAGCUUGCAAGAAUUGCUCACGCAGGCGUCACGCAAGCUCGAGGCGCACUGCUCGCCGCAGAACCGUGCAUCGUCGCUCGAGGCAGCCGGUGCGCGCGCACAGGCAGCUCGACCGGACGUGCGGGCCUCGAUUCGACGCAGCCACGGACGAACUGAAGGGCAGCGAGAGGUGCCUCCUUCAGUCGAGCUUCCGCCAGAGGGCCUCGAGCUGCGCAUCGUCGAUGAUGAGCACGGAGGUCCGCCGCGCCUCGAGCUGAGCUGGGAGGUGCGCCUGUCCGGCGCGGACGGCCAUCGAUCAGUCGCAGGCCGUACGCUUGUGCCAGAGGCGGUCUCGGCUUCGCUCUUCGCGUCCUGGGCGAGCAGCACUGGUCUCGGAACAUCGCCGGCAAAGCGCAAGCCACUGCCAAGGCGCGACGAAGCCAGGCUGACUGGGACCUCUGUCCACAGCGACUGGUCUGCUAUCUCUUCCUCCCACCCGUCUUUCGGCGAGCUUGAGCUGCAGCAGCUCCAGGCGUCAGCACAGGCGCAGCUGCAAGCAAGCCGCGAAUGGGGUCUGCAGCCGGCACGAGAGCGCCAUCUCUCUCAUCCGGUGCAGGAGUCGCCGAGCCUGCUCGAGCCCAACGCAUGGGCAGCCUCGUCGCCACGCUCGCCGUCCUUCUUUCCGCGGCCACUGCUUCUCAGUCGACCAAGCAACGAACGCCGGCGCACACGAGAGGAGAGUGCACCGGCAGAGACGCAGAGCACUCGUGUGGCAAGAGCAUCGCAGCGCAGCGGCGCCGCUGGGCCGCCUGUCGCCUCGCCGAACCUCCUUGAUGUCGCGACUUCCCGGCGCAGCCGCGUCAGCAGCCGUCAGGCCACCACGCCUCGUUCCACGCUCGUGCCCAUCGGCACGCCGCGCAGCACCGUGCCAUCCUCUCCCGGUGCCACUCUUGGCUACCUACCUCGUCUUACCCCUGUCGGCCCCAGCCACGACGCCUCCGUCAACGCCAACACUCUCUUGCUUCUCCAGCGAGCCGCCGAGUCAUGCGCCGACAUCACGCCGCGCAGUCGCCGGCCGCCGCUGCCGCGCUCGGAGAGCAUCGAGUCGGCGCUGAUGGACACGCGGCCGCCGUACCAGAUCCUCACGGCCUCCUCGAGUCUGGCAGAGAUCACUGGCGCCGGCAACUAGACUGCGCUCCCUGCAGCACACACCUGCUCGCUGCUUCCCGCUGCUCCACCCUCAUUCCUGUGCGCACGUCUCCGUUCCUCUAAUGCGCUCCUCACUCUCGUU